Vigna unguiculata (cowpea) is the source of this 829-nucleotide messenger RNA. It is a transcript of the gene PRPL28, whose product is annotated as Ribosomal L28 family. Gene Ontology annotation, biological process: translation. Gene Ontology annotation, molecular function: structural constituent of ribosome. Lineage: Eukaryota; Viridiplantae; Streptophyta; Magnoliopsida; Fabales; Fabaceae. Gene Ontology annotation, cellular component: ribosome. The record is from RefSeq and is a predicted model, not a curated record.
CAUCUUAUCCGGGUGCAGGGCAUGGUGUGUGGGUAGCAAAUAGUAGGGAGUGUGAAGAGAUAACAAACGCAGAGGCAAUGACAAUGGCAAUGGCAAGUUCUGCAAGCUGUGCGGUGUCGUUUAGGAACAGCUUCGCUCUCAACAAACCCUCGGAUCUUGGGUUUGUGACCUCGCAGUUGAGCGGCAUCAGAAUCUGCUGCCCCAAACUCCCCACACCGCCCCUCACCGCUUCUCCCUCCUUCCCCGCACCUCUCCCCAUCGUAGCCAGGAGAGUUUGUCCCUUCACUGGAAAGAAAUCAAACAGGGCCAACAAAGUAUCAUUUUCAAACCAUAAGACAAAGAAACUGCAGUUUGUGAACCUUCAGUACAAAAGAAUUUGGUGGGAAGCGGGGAAGCGCUAUGUAAAGCUGCGUUUAUCAACAAAGGCAUUGAAAACCAUAGAGAAGAAUGGACUUGAUGCAGUUGCAAAGAAGGCUGGAGUUGAUCUCAGGAAGAAAUAAGAGUACCUAAUUAUGGUUUUGUAACAGAGUGGAAGAAUACAUUCAUGUUCUUUAGAUUUUUCUUAUCCGUAUAUUAUUUUUCAGAAGCAAGUUGUAUUGUUUGUAGAGAAACAAGAUAUGGAGAGCUCAUAGGCAAUGAAUUUCACUGAUGGAAAUCUCUUUGAUAAAUCCCUCGUGCAGCUUAUAAUGUCCAUGGAUAUCACAGGAUCAUUAGUGGCUGCAUAAAUGUGAAUUAUCCUACUAAUAUUUUUUUAUGUAUUUUGAAUUGUAGUCACCACAACCAAAAAAGCUGUUGGCAGAGUCUCUGGUUUUGGCUCUUAAUAUGGUAA